CACAUAAAUCAGAAUUGACAGAUUUCUUGAGUUGGUAACACCUUAGUUGUUCCGUUUGGCUCAGUUUGUAAUAUUUGUCUAAUAAAUUGUCUCGGUUUAAAUUCAAUUAUAUGGUUAAUACUAUCGAUUUGCUUAUGUGAUUAGUGUUUAUUAAAAUAAUUAUGUAACAUUUUACCGUGUGCUGUGUCAAUAUAUAUGUAGCUGCAUUCCAUAAUGACUGAAUUGAAUAAGAUCGCCCGUGCACAAAGAAAUCCUAUUGUUUAUCUGGAUAUAUCUAUCGAUGGGGAGCAAGCCGGUCGUCUAGUAAUAGAGCUGAGGAGCGACGUGGUGCCACUCACAGCGGAGAACUUCAGGUCGUUGUGCACCGGCGAGAGAGGCGUCAACCACAACGGCACGCGGCUGCACUACAAGGGCUCCAGGUUCCACAGAGCUAUCAACCAAUUUAUGGUGCAAGGCGGCGACAUCGUGCGAGGCGAUGGCACCGGCGGCGAGAGCAUAUACGGUCCAAAUUUCCGAGACGAGAACUUCAAGCUGAAGCAUCACGCGGGCGUGCUAAGCAUGGCGAACGAGGGCCGCCCGCACACGAACAGCUCCCAGUUCUGCAUCACGACCGUGCCGUGCCCGCAUCUGAACGGCACCAACGUGGUGUUCGGCGAGGUGCUGGCGGGGCUCGGGCUCGUGCGCGAGCUGCAGCGGUACGGCCACGGGGACGACGACCGGCUCAGGGUGGAAUGCGUGAUAGAAGACUGUGGCGAAAUAACUUCUCAGCAUUGGGACGUUUUCUGUCGAGACGGCACCGCGGACCGACUCCCGGAGUACGCGGAGGACUACCCCGACAUCGAAAGCAUACCUCUCAUCCAACUAAUGUCCAGUAUUAAAGAUGUGAAGAACAGCGGCAACUGUUUUUUCGGCGAGAAUAGGUAUAAGGGCGCCGUGCGGAAAUACCUGAAGUGUCUGCGGUAUAUAGACUUCGUGAAGGAACGAUUAGAGAACGUCAAGGACGAAGACCAACAGGACAGUUUGCAUGAAAUCACGCGGAUGUACACGUUACAGUGCAACCUGAACUUGGCGGCCUGCUACACCAAGCUCGACGAUCACACCGCCUGCAUCAAGUGCUGUGCGGAGGUACUGGAGUUGAAUCCUCGCAACGAGAAGGCAUUGUACCGUCGCGGGCAGGCUCACUUCGCGAUCGGCAACUACGACGCCGCCCUGGCAGACCUCAAGCUCGCCGACAAGGUCUCUCCACAAAACCGCGCCGUGCUCAAACUCCUAGAGGAGGUACGGUUAACAAACAAAUCGUAUAACGAGGUGCAAAAACAACGGCUGUCAAAGUUUUUUCGUGAGCAAAAAGAAGAGUGUGCCGCGAUCGCGGGUAACUGAGCUGAGACUCACCGUGCUCAUACGCACUAUGCGCUGAACUCAAACGGGCGUCGAGACGAGGGAUUAUAUGCUCUGUUAGGGAAAAUGGCCACGGAAAAAAAAUGUGGCGAGGAAGAAAAAUUGUUCCAUUUGCGAGCAUAUUGUUUAUUAUAGUCGAUUUUGUAUGAGGCAAUUUAUGUAGAUAUCUUGCAAAUGGAGCUGUGGCGUCGAGGAUUUGUCCUUGCCUUUAAUUUUUAUCGAUAUUUUUCGAUAUUAUAUCGAUAAAAAUAUGCGCACAAAAGACAACAUCCUCUAAAAGGUAUGACGUAAUUAAUAAGCAAAUUUUAGCCAACGUGCGUGACUAUAAUAAUAUUUUUAAAGGGUAAGCGAAUUAUACCUAUAUUCAAGUGGGAAGGAAUUUAUAUCUAAGGAACGAGGCAACAGGGAUGCCGUGCGUUAGAAAACGGACGCUUUUAUCGAGUAGGUAUUGAAUUAUUCCUAUCGAUUUAUUGUAUGCUUUUUGCAUAAUAGAGAUUGGUAAGAAUGUGCUUCGAGUUUUAAAAGCACUAUUUACUUUGUAAAGUAAAUGUUUUGAAAUUUGUGAUUGAACGUACAUAGUUCACAAAUAUUUAUCGACUGGUUAUAGAAAUUAGACACUAGUUUGUAAGGACCACUGCCAUUGACAAGUAUUUUUAAUAUUUUUUGUUGUGUUUUACACGGAGCCUUUGUGAAAUUUUUGUUCAUCGUUUAUUAGGCAAAUUAUUAUGCGUAGGUAUGGCAAAUUUACACGGAUUAAAAUUUUUUGUCGGUUUGUUGAUUCGAUAAUUUCAUCCUAUUCGAUGUAAGUUGUGUGGUUGUUAUGUGCAAUGUUUUGUUACCGCUGGGCGGGUUUGGUGAAAAAUUACUCGCUUAUACAAUGUUUGGCACGGAUGUAUUAGUUAUUUUAUAUCAAAAUGUGUUUGUCUAUUUGUUUGUACGGUGUUACGCGUUCGUUAAUCGUGUAUUUUGUCAAAAUUGUUCUUUAGGAUAAAUUCAAUAAAAAAGCACUGAAUGUUCAGGAGUCCUAACACAUGAAAGAUGUUGUUUUAAUAAUAUAUCAAUUUUUUUAUUGAUUUCAAAAUAUUACUAUGUACUGGAGACAUUAAACUAAAUCGAACCGAACGAAACUUAAUUUUAAGUGGUGUUUAACGCAUUGAGAUAUUUUUUGCAAUAAUUUGACAUAAAAAUAGCUCAUUUAAUACUAAAUACUAUAAAACUAGUUAGCAUCCUUACCUGCGUGAAAUGAAGAGCAAAAUUGAUAAUUAAAUGGUCAAUUUAGUAUGUAAUUAGAUUUUCUGUAUCUUGAUUGGAUAUGCCGAAAACCGAAACGAAGCAACGAUGUACUAAUAACUAACGGAUUCUGUGGCAAUUGAAAUGGCUUCAUAUGGACAACCACUCCAUAAUAAUGUUUCUCACAUGGAAUUAAUUAACUACAAAAUAAUUCCAUGGUUUUUUACUAUACAUGUAAAAAUAUAAUAUAAAUGUAAUCGAUUUUGAUGUUUUUUUCAACUCUUCAUCCUGGGAAAGUAUAAUUCAGGACUUUUAUAGCGGAAAAAUUUUUUCAAGCGGGCUGAACAGGUGUAGUUUAUACUAUUAUUAUUGUAAUUACUAUUUCAUAGCCAUUGCCUACUAUUUUCUUUGUGCGUAUCCGAACGUCGAAGCUUCUUGUAUAUUUUCAUAAUAAAUAUCCUGUCGCCUUUGGGUGCGGUUUAACUCUUUUUAGUUUGUAAUAUAGAUGUGAUUUUUAAACGAAUUUGUGUCGUGGUUGUUUAAGUAAAAUCUCAUGUUUGGAAGGCAAUAUUUGAUGCACGUGUUGAAAGCCGGUACAUAACAGGGUGCCAUGUUUAUUACACGGCACAGAUUAAGCACGUUAUUCUUUCAUUCAUUCAUUCAUUCAUUAUGCAUUUUUCGAGAAUAUCGCCCAUUGUCGUGAAACUUUUUCAGACAUGUUGAGCGUCAAGUGUUAUAUCAAAUGUUACCUUUUGAAUACGAGACGGUAGUACCGAGUAGUGUGAGAUCUCGUUUUUGUUAUUGCGGAGGUUCAUGUGUCAUUUUGACAUGUUGAGUUGUCAUUUUUGACAGAAAUUGUGUAUUUCUCACUUUAAUAUAAUACGCACAAUAUAAUGUUAUGAAAUCUGAUUAUAAAUUUAUAAUGGAAUAAUUAUAUGAUUAUGAAUUUAUCGAUUAUUAAUUUAUUAUUACAAAUUAAUAUUUUACAAUAUAAGUUUGUUCACCCUCUACAAUCGCAUGUUACGGCAUAUAGAAUAAUACCAUAAAAAUAAAAUAUAUAAGGUACUUUUCACCCUUUUGUAUAUUGUAUUUUUUUACUAAUUAAGACAUUCUUUAUGAAAUUUUAAUACCUGUCAAAAAUGUCACUCAAUGCCAUAAGUUUAAAGUAAUUUUGUAACAAAAUAGGGCAUUCAAAGUUGUUUAAGUACAUAUUAGUUUGUGUUUAAAAAGGUUUAGUUUUUAUUUACGUCAAUUAUUUUAAAUGCUAAUUAUUUGUAGUUAAGGGUUAAAAUGUAAGGUGCUCUAUUCGGAUUGGACUAGCGUGCAGUGUGCCAAAGCGUUAAUCAAUACUAUAUAACGUAUUGUUCAAAAAGCCAGUAAUUUUAGUUCUAACACUACUCCAUUACAUUAUCUUAUACAAAGGAAAAGAUAAAAAAGAAAAUUUACUGUAGCAAGCAAUAUUUUGUUUUGAUCUCUGGCCAGUCAUAAGAUAUUUUUUUUUACUAAGCAGAUUAUUUCGGACAGCAAUAAAGCAGUAGAAUUAGCAAUAGAAACGUAAUAUUUUUUAUUUUGUAAUAUGGGUUAAAGGUAUAUUAUAUUGUUAAUCCAACUGUUUACCGUUUCGAAUAUACCAAUAUGAUUAGGCGAAACUUAACCGAUGUAGUUUAUGCCAAUAUUUGUAUCUCAUUAUAUAUUUUAUAUUGCUAAAAACAUUCAUUAUAGCAAUAGAUUUAUCUAGACUAUUAAUUGAAACUUCAAUGCCUAUGCUGUUUGAAAUCUGUACUCGUGGUCAUGAUGUAAUUAUCGAAAAUGUAUUAAAUGUGAUUUAAUUAGAACUAAGUGAUUGAGUUCAAGUACUGAUAUCGUAUGAUACCGACCGGAAUGGUUGUAUGAUAUUAAACGAUUUUAUCGAA
Manduca sexta (tobacco hornworm) is the source of this 4541-nucleotide messenger RNA. RefSeq names its product peptidyl-prolyl cis-trans isomerase D (gene Cyp40). NCBI's taxonomy places the organism in Eukaryota, Metazoa, Arthropoda, Insecta, Lepidoptera, Sphingidae. Gene Ontology annotation, cellular component: intracellular membrane-bounded organelle. Gene Ontology annotation, biological process: protein peptidyl-prolyl isomerization. Bases 214 to 1380 code for a protein of 388 amino acids. The record is from RefSeq and is a predicted model, not a curated record. Gene Ontology annotation, molecular function: peptidyl-prolyl cis-trans isomerase activity; protein binding. The transcript has 8 exons.